Molecule: messenger RNA, 984 nt
Organism: Fibroporia radiculosa
Lineage: Eukaryota; Fungi; Basidiomycota; Agaricomycetes; Polyporales; Fibroporiaceae
Exons: 10
Coding region: 1-984 (327 amino acids)
Molecular function (GO): monooxygenase activity; oxidoreductase activity, acting on paired donors, with incorporation or reduction of molecular oxygen; iron ion binding
Source: RefSeq, a predicted model, not a curated record
AUGGUGGAAAUCUCUUUCGGACGGACUGUUACAUCCUUGGACGAUGAACUUGUCACGCUCGCAGAGAAUACAUUCACAGCAAUACUCGAAACUGGAGGAGCGGCAACAACGCUGGUGGACCUUUUCCCUAUAUUGCGAUUCUGGCCGACUUGGCUUCCAGGGUUGGAAUUCAAGCGGCGAGCAAGCGAAAUCGCACAAAUGCUGCGAAUUACUAUGGAUGUUCCAUACGAAGGCGUGGUGAAGGAAAUGGCUGCGGGAGUUAACAAACCUUCGCUUUUAGCGAGUUUGAUUGAAAAGCUUUCCAUAGAAGGAGUUGUCACCGAAGAAGACGAGGAGGACUUGAAAGGAGCUAUCACAACUGUUUAUGCAGGGGGCACAGAUACGACCAUGACAGCGAUAAUGACAUUCAUUCUUGCGAUGGUUAUGCAUCCAAACAUCUUCCUCAAGGCACAAGCAGAAGUAGAUCAAGUGACUAAAGGCUCACGGCUUCCCGAGUUCGACGACAGACACUCGUUGCCUUAUCUCGAAUGUGUAUUAAAGGAAGUCUAUCGAUGGGGCUGCCCCCUGCCUCUAGGAGUACCCCAUCGGCUAAUAGAAGACGAUGAGUAUAAUGGAUAUCACCUUCCUGGCGGUUCUACCAUUAUACCUAACAUCUGGGCAAUGACGCGCCGAGAAGAUAUCUACCCGGACCCAGAGAGGUUCUUUCCCGAAAGGUUUGAAUCGAUGGAUGACGAGACGUUCGAAUUGUACGAUCCGCGCAAGUUGAUAUUCGGCUUUGGCAGACGAAUAUGUCCUGGCCGUACCUUUGCUGAUAACAGCGUUUGGAUAGCUGCGGCUAGCAUUUUGUCUGCUUUGGACAUUCGAAAAGCACGCGAUCAGACUGGUGAAGAGAUUUCGCCUGUUCCAGUAUUCAAAUCUGGCUUUACGAGGCACGUACUUCCCUUCGAGUGCGAUAUACGACCGCGCUCCAGGAAAGAUGUAUAA